This is a messenger RNA of Eptesicus fuscus (big brown bat), 1280 nucleotides long. It is a transcript of the gene SPATA31F3, whose product is annotated as SPATA31 subfamily F member 3. Bases 16 to 933 code for a protein of 305 amino acids. Lineage: Eukaryota; Metazoa; Chordata; Mammalia; Chiroptera; Vespertilionidae. The transcript is spliced from 5 exons. The record is from RefSeq and is a predicted model, not a curated record.
GGCUAGGUUUAGAUCAUGUUGAACCCUACAUUUGUUCUGUGGGAAAUAGGAUAUCCCUUAUACACUUAUGGCUCCAUCAUCAUUAUUGCAUUAAUUAUUUGGCAAGCGAAAAAGAACCAUCAAAGAUUGAAGUUGGGACCUAACAAGAGCGGUUGCCGGCAUCAACGGAGAAUCAAACAAAGGACUAAAGAUAGAACAUCAAGAGCUAGAAAACAUUCCCGCAAAGAAGAUGAGAAGCCAUGGGAGCUGCUCUCUGUCAUGAAAAGCCAGAGCUGGUUUCCUCAGGAGGGAAGUGUGCGGAGGCUCCUGUGUGCAGAUCCCUCCUGCCCUGUCUGCAAUGCUAUGGCUCUGGAGAUUAAGCAGUUGCUGGCGAGUGAGAAAACCCCGAUCUCUCCCACUUCAUCGAGGCGAUCGCAGGGCUCCUCUUGCCUAGAUGUUUUGUCCAUGUCUAAUUUGUCUUUUGGCCAAAGUCAGAGUUCCCAGCACUCCCGAGAGCUUUCAGUUCCACCUGUAACCCCCUCAAUGACACAACUAAAGGACCACAAAUCCUUAACCCCGUCAGCUCCCCAGUCAACUGGUGCAAUCAGCAUCCAAGAUUACUGGGCUGACCACCAACUAAGGCAGGAAUUUCAAGCACCGGAUGUGUUCUGGGACGCAAGAGAUCCGUCUUCUUCAAGCCUUGAGGAGUGCAGGAUUCCUGUGAGCCAACAGAACAAGAAGAGCAACACCGAAUGUGUCUCAGAGAAACAAGAAGCUGCAGAAGCUGGCUUGGGAAAUAAGAUGAAGCAUUUUCCACACUGGAUUAAACCCAAGGUGAAAGAUCAAGGGCAUAAGGAAUCCAUUCUCCUUUCUAAGGAUGAGCCAGUGGCCAAAACCACGACCAAAAAGGUUGAGAAGAGUCCACCCUCCACCAGAGGCCAUGUGAAGCAAUAGAGGACAAGAAUAUCACCUUCUUUGAUGCCCACCAGUGCCUAGACAACGAACUCCAGCAACACCCCUUUGAGCCUGGCCACUCCUGGUUCCAGUGCCUUUCCCACAACAGAUCUAAGCACUGUCCUCAGCUGACUUGUGCCACUCAACCGAAAAUCCAUGCCAGAUCUCAACUCUCACCUCAGCAGGAGGCACUGGUCUAUACAGGGAGAAAAUCCAUUCCAGAAAAAAAGGAGCUCAGGGUUUCUAAAACCUCUGCAUAUGCCUGAAAAAGGCUGUCAUCAUUUCCAUUUAUGUACAGGUGAGGCAGUACCUUCUCCAAAUAUACGCUAUAACUCUAUGCAAAGAAC